AUGAACUGUACAGCCGAACAGGAUGUGUUCAACGUGGUCGAUACAAGUGACAGGGUAAUGGGUUGCAGUGACAGCAAACGACCUUCCGACAAUGGUUGGAAUCGAAGCAUUAUGGUCAGAUCGGAUUCUAAUACGAACGGACCAGAAAACAGAUAUGAAUAUAGUAGAAAUGUGUCCAUAGACUCAUUGCCGGACAGAUUAGACGCCUCGACAAUGGAAAAAUAUUGCGACCGCAUGGAAGAAAGAAUCAAGCUCACCAUCAACCAGCGAUUUAGCCAUUUGGAGACGUGCGUCACGACUAUUUACAUGGGAGCGGAAGUGAGACUCAGUGCAGUGGAAAAGAAAUUGAAAAAUAUGGAAGAGACCAUUCAAAUGAUAGCCAAAAAUGUGGAAAAGCAAGACGAUAAACAGAGUGAUAAAGGUUUAGUUAAUUCUGAAGAAUGCCCAGAUCAAAUAUCAUGUUUGACUCAAAAGGAAGAAUGUUCAGUAGCUGUAACAAUCGAAGACGUUUCUGAGAUUAGCGAUGUUCAAAAACAAAGUGUUGAACACAGGGAGGUGAAGAAAGAAAACAAUAUAUAG
This is a messenger RNA of Gryllus bimaculatus (two-spotted cricket), 579 nucleotides long. NCBI's taxonomy places the organism in Eukaryota, Metazoa, Arthropoda, Insecta, Orthoptera, Gryllidae. The record is from the annotation of a GenBank genome assembly.